Messenger RNA from Danio aesculapii, 2664 nucleotides. Its product is annotated as nuclear factor 7, brain-like. The coding region runs from base 269 to 988 and encodes 239 amino acids. Lineage: Eukaryota; Metazoa; Chordata; Actinopteri; Cypriniformes; Danionidae. The transcript has a single exon. The record is from RefSeq and is a predicted model, not a curated record.
AGUAUUGUCUUAAUCGCAUUAACAUGUAUUAUUGGUGUCCAUGUGAACGCACUCGAUUUUUAACAUCUGGGCCAAAUACUACAUUUAACAUCUCCUCCAUAUCCUGUGUGCCACUUUAAAGCACCCUCUGCCAAACCCGAGCCACGUUUGGCCCACAUGCUGUAUACCAGUGACAGAUGAAUGCCAGCUUUAUGCCAAAUCUGGGCCAAAAUUCUUUGCUACCUGGGGAUGUUCAACUUAUCUGACUCUGUGCUGUUUGUUAUGUGCUAUGUGUUUCCCAAACCCGGUGAUCCUGAACCCAAACACUUCUGCACCAGAGCUCUCUGUGUCAGACGAUCUGACCUCUGUGACCUCAGGUGAGGCCAACAAUGUUGCUCUGCACAGGAGCCGAUUGGUGCUGGGCAGCGUGGGAUACGGCGACGCUGUUUAUACUUGGGAUAUUAAUGUGGGAAAUAGUCGCUACUGGAGCCUCGGAGUGUGUCUUAAACCUGCGGGAAGAUCUGUUGUGCAGCCGCUGACUCCAGAAAGAGGCUUCUGGGGUCUCAGACGGGAUGGAGGCUCCUACAAAUUGAUGACGACUGGGACUUCGAGAUUAAACGUGAAGGUAAAUCCAGACAUAGUGAGAGUAAAGCUUGUGUAUGACUACGAGUUUCAUCUGGACCCACUGGAACUGAAAUGCUGGAGGAAAGUGAUCUUUUCUGAUGCCAGGAGUGACUUGUGUAUUGCAGAAUUUAACAGAGUACCGCUGGAGGAGAAAAUCUUUCCCUUUCUGAUCGCAGAAGAUCAGUCUGCCCCACUAUGUGUUGUGCCAAGUGAUGUUAUUGUGACUGUUGAAAAAAUGAAACCGUGCCCUCUGGAGACAUAUGGAGUCUUCUUUUUCAUCUGUGUUGGAUUGGUUUUAUUUGUGGUGUUCCUGUUGGUGUUGUUGGUGUGGGAGCCGAUAUUAAGUCAAGUACAACAACUUCAUCAGAGUAAGAGUAGAUGGUAGAGAUGCUCUUCAUUACCGUGUCAAAUUAUCAUGCAAUACAUGAGCAUGAGCUCAAUAUUUUUUUGGAUAUGCAAUAUAUAUCGGUCAUUAUGUUUAAAUGAAAAUGUCAGAAACAUUUGAUCUGACUGAAUCGCCUCGAUCGUCUCAUCUAAUCUUUGUUGGAGGUGUCACUCCUUUAGAUUCAGUGCUUACUGACAGCUGAAGAAAAGCUGAUUUUUACAACUAUUAUUAUUUUCUUAAAGACCGAUUUAAGAAACUGUCCAAGUGUGUCUAAUUUAAAGCAGCAUGUCGCUUCCAGCAACAUUUAAAGGCCUUUUACAAGGAAAAUGACCACUGUCAAAGUCAUAUACACUCACCGGCCACUUUAUUAGGUACACCUUACUAGUACUGGGUUGGACCCGCUUUUGCCUUCAGAACUGCCUUAAUCCUUCAUGGCAGAGAUUCAACAAGCUACUGGAAAUAUUCCUCAGAGAUUAUAUUGACAUGAUGGCAUCACGCAGUUGCUGCAGAUUUGCAGGCUCUACAUCUAUAAUGCCAAUCUCCCGUUCCACCACAUCCCAAAGGUGCUCUAUUGGAUUGAGUUCUGGUGACUGUGGAGGCCAUUUGAGUACAGUGAACUCAUUGUCUUGUUUAAGAAACCAGUCUGAGAUGAUUGAGCUUUAUGACAUGGUGCGUUAUCCUGCUGGAAGUAGCCAUCAGAAGAUGGAGACACUGUGGUCAUGAAUGGAUGGACAUGGUCAGCAACAAUACUCAGGUAGGCUGUGGUGUUGACAUGAUUCUCAAGUGAUACUAAUGGACCCAAAGUGUGUCAAGAAAAUAUCCCCUAUACCAUUACACCACCAGCAGCCAGAACUGUUGAUACAAGACAGGAUGGAUCUAUGCCUUCAUGUUGUUGAGGCCAAAUUCCGAUCGUAAAUCUGAAUGUGUCAGCAGAAAUGAAGACUCAUCAGACCAGGCAACGUUUCUCCAAUCUUCUAUUGUCCAGUUUUGGUGAUCCUGUGUGAAUUGUAGCCUCAGUUUCCUGUUCUGAGCUGACAGGAGUGGCACCCGGUGUGGUCUUCUGCUGCUGUAGCCCAUCCGCCUCAAGGUUGGACGUGUUGUGUGUUCAGAGAUGCUCUUCUGCAGACCUCGGUUGUAACGAGUGCUUAUUUGAGUUACUGUUGCCUUUUCUAUCACCUGGAACCAGUCUGGCCAUUCUACUCUGACCUCUGGCAUCAACAAGGCAUUUGCGCCCACAGAACUGCCGCUCACUGGAUAUUUUCUCUUUGUCAGACCAUUCUCUGUAAACCCUAGAGAUGGUUGUGCGUGAAAAUCCCAGUAGAUCAGCAGUUUCUGAAAUACUCAGAGCAGCCCGUCUGGCACCAGCAACCAUGCCACGUUCAAAGUCACUUAAAUCCCCUUUCUUCCCCAUUCUGAUGCUCGCUUUGAACAGCAGCAGAUCGUCUUGACCAUGCCUACAUGCCUACAUGCCUAAAUGUAUUGAGUUGCUGCCAUGUGAUUGGCUGAUUAGAAAUUUGUGUUAACCAGCAGUUGGAAAGGUGUACCUAAUAAAGUGGCCAGUGAGUGUAUAAAGCAUUUAUUGUGACAGGCUUUGCUGCAACCUUAUUAACUGUAAGGCAUUUUAGGUGCAGGUUAAAAUGUUAAAAAAUACUGUCAAAUAAAAAAAUAACUGUAAA